GAAACCUAAAUGGAAGAUGAAAUUGCCUUUUCCCACUACUCAGUUCUACAAAAAAUAUCAGCAAAAGGCCUUCUAUUCUGUGUUGCUAUGAAGGAAGAAUGAGGCACUGGAUAUGCAACUGGAGCCAUAUCUAGAAGGAUGCCAUGAUAGAACAAUCCACUAGAAGAUGCUGCAGCGCGAAAUCCAACAAUACUGGGCGAGGAACACGUAAUGACAUCGGAGUUCGUGAAAUAAUAGGCCCGCGCCGCACGGUAAUUCUAGUGAAACCAGUGAUAGAUUAAGAUUUACCAUCCUUUUCAUAAAAUCCAAUCAUGUGAUCCGGGAAUAGGUCUUCCAAAUCAAAGAUGUUGUCGUCCUUUAUGCCAACAUUAAAGUUUGGAUAUACUCCCCCACCACUAGUGCCAGGAAUUGACAUUAAUGGGUUAGAAUCAACAGAAAGACCUGCUUCAGGAGCUCCCACAAUGCUCUCAAAAUCGUUCUUAGCACCACUGCUAGAAGCUGUACAAUCAUGGACUCCAAUAUGAUCGGCAAUUGAUAAUGGCAAUCUUGCAGUGUUAACGAUAGGACCAACUUGAGUGGCUUCAACCAACUGCUUGGUGAUUAACUCUUCCAUUUCAUACCCAACAUUAUUGACUGGAUGAGUGUACAUUCCAGCGCCACCAGCAAAAGAUGGUUGCCAGCUAAGUGAUGGAAAUGUCCUAGUGUCAACCCCGCGCCACGCUUCAGAGGUGCCCUGUGCCGGUACAGUGAUUAGGUCUUCUACACCUAGCAGGAACUCAUCAUCCACAAUGGGAAGUGAACUAUUCAACUCACUAACAAUAGCAGUACCAAACGGGAAAUUCUCAGGGUUAACACCGGGUGGUCCUUCAAUAGCAUCAGUCAUGCAGUUGGCAACUGCCUUGGUAAAGACAUGCAAUAGCUCCUCCUGGACUAAGGAGGAAGACAGAGCAUUUGAGACUGCCCUAGCCAUUUAUGCUGGAGAUAGCAAUCAAUUGAUGAAGAUCGCUGCAGCAGUUCCACGGAAAUCUAUUCCAGAAAUCUUACAACAUUAUAAAAAACUUGUUGAUGAUAUAAACGAUAUUGAGGCUGGAAAAGUUCCGCUACCUCAAUACGGGAGAAUGCAAGGUUGUUCCAGCCGCAGAAGUAGAUUAUCUGGAGCAGAGGUAGAACGGCGAAAAGGGGUCGCUUGGACUGCAGAGGAACACAGGUUGUUUCUCCAGGGGUUGGAGAAAUAUGGAAGAGGUGAUUGGAGGAGUAUAUCUAGGCACUGUGUGGUAUCCAGAACACCAACACAGGUGGCAAGCCAUGCGCAGAAAUUCUUCAGUCGAUUAAAAGACAAUAAUAAGGCGAAGAGGAGAAGAAGCAUUCAUGAUAUCACUAGUGUGGAUGCUGCUACUACUGAACCUUCACAAGGACAAAAAACUGAGAAGUUGAAUGGACCUUGUGGAGGGCAAUUACAAUGGCCAAUCACUGACUAUGUGACUGAAGCUUUUGACCCAGGGAUGUUUCCUUUACCAGGGCCAGUUACCAACUGCAUGACUGAUGCUAUUGGAGGACCAUCCGGUGUUAACCAUGAGAAUUUCCCGUUUGGUACUGCUGUUGUUAGUGAGUUGAAUAGUUCACAUCCCAAUGUGGAUGAUGAGUUCCUGCUAGGUGUAGAAGACUUAAUCACUGUACCGACACAGGGCACCUCUGAAGCGUGGCACGGGGUUGACACUACGACAUUUCCAUCACUUAGCUGGCAACCAUCUUUUGCUGGUGGCGCUGGAAUGUACACUCAUCCAGUCAAUAAUGUUGAGUAUGAAAUGGAAGAGUUAAUCACCAAACAGUUGGUUGAAGCCACUCAAGUUGGUCCUAUCGUUAACACUACAAGAUUGCCAUUAUCAAUUGCCGAUCAUAUUGGAGUCCAUGGUUGUACAGCUUCUAGCAGUGGUGCUAAGAACGGUUUUGAGAGCACUGUGGGAGCUCCUGAGGCAGGUCUUUCUGUUAAUUCUAACCCAUUAAUGUCAAUUCCUGGCACUAGUGGUGGUGGAGUAUAUCCAAAUUUUAAUGCUAGCAUAAAGGACGACAACAUCUUUGAUUUGGAAGACCUAUUCCCAGAUCACAUGAUUGGAUUUUAUGAAAAGGAUGGUAAAUCUUAAUCUAUCACUGGUUUCACUAGAAUUACCGUGCGCCGCGGGCCUAUUAUUUCACGAUUCCGAUGUUAUUACGUGUUCCUCGCCCAGCUAGUACACUUGGAUUUCGCGCUACAGCAUCUUCUAGUGGAUUGUUCUAUCAUGGCAUCCUUCUAGAUAUGGCUCCAGUUGCAUAUCCAGUGGUUUCAUUCUUCCUAGCAGUAGAACCAAUAGUUUCAGUUGUAUAUGGUGUAUGUAUUAGCAAGCUUUUUAGAUGCAUAGAACUAUUUAGAACAGUUACCUCCCCCCAUGCCCCUUUUCACUUCUCUGUGUCCUUUGGCGUACAGGCAUGUUCUUAAACUCCAUGUUUAUAAAUAAAAGCAUGCUUUAGUUGUAUUGAAUCUUA
Messenger RNA from Nicotiana tabacum (common tobacco), 2520 nucleotides. RefSeq lists its product as uncharacterized. The record is from RefSeq and is a predicted model, not a curated record. NCBI's taxonomy places the organism in Eukaryota, Viridiplantae, Streptophyta, Magnoliopsida, Solanales, Solanaceae. Gene Ontology annotation, molecular function: DNA binding. Gene Ontology annotation, biological process: response to gibberellin; response to salicylic acid.